CUCGGCUCCCCUGACAGCCCCAAUUUCCUGCUCCACAGCCCUGAACACGUAGCGCCUCGUGACGUCACGCAAGGAGCCAGCCGGAAACGCAAGGCAUGCAGGGAAAUGUAGUCUUUGGUCACUGCUUCCGUUUAUCCUGUCAAACAGUCACAUUCUUCAAACGCGGCGGCUGCUACCGGUAGCUGCCUGUGGCUAGAUCAGGGUAGUCAGGCGCUCAGUAUACCCGGCGGGAGGGGCGAGGCCGCCGACCGGGCAGGACCUGUUUGCAUAGCAGCGGAAAUACGCAGAGAAUGUGCGACGGAAGCGGCCAUUGUGCCAAGUAAUAUGGCGCCGCCCGUAACCAGCAGCCUGUAAAACCGUGUCAGCCUCUCACUGCCGGGAGAGCGAGCCGCCGCCAUCAUGCCGAGAUACUACGAGGACAAGGUGGAGGACAGGCACCCGUGUGCCGGGGUCAAGGAGGAUCUCAAGGACUGUCUGCUGAACAGCGUCUGUGUGCUGCAGGUGGGGUGACCCGAGUGCCCUUAUACCGCAUAGCACACAGACUGAGUAUAUACAGGGAGAGCCGUGUCCGCAUAGCACACAGACUGAGUAUAUACAGCGAGAGCCGUGUCCGCAUAGCACACAGACUGAGUAUAUACAGGGAGAGCCGUGUCCGCAUAGCACACAGACUGAGUAUAUACAGCGAGAGCCGUGUCCGCAUAGCACACAGACUGAGUAUAUACAGCGAGAGCCGUGUCCGCAUAGCACACAGACUGAGUAUAUACAGGGAGAGCCGUGUCCGCAUAGCACACAGACUGAGUAUAUACAGGGAGAGCCGUGUCCGCAUAGCACACAGACUGAGUAUAUACAGGGAGAGCCGUGUCCGCAUAGCACACAGACUGAGUAUAUACAGGGAGAGCCGUGUCCGCAUAGCACACAGACUGAGUAUAUACAGGGAGAGCCGUGUCCGCAUAUAUAUACAGGGAGAGCCGUGUCCGCAUAGCACAGACUGAGUAUAUACAGCGAGAGCCGUGUCCGCAUAGCACACAGACUGAGUAUAUACAGGGAGAGCCGUGUCCGCAUAGCACACAGACUGAGUAUAUACAGCGAGAGCCGUGUCCGUAUAGCACACAGACUGAGUAUAUACAGCGAGAGCCGUGUCCGCAUAGCACACAGACUGAGUAUAUACAGGGAGAGCCGUGUCCGCAUAGCACACAGACUGAGUAUAUACAGGGAGAGCCGUGUCCGCAUAGCACACAGACUGAGUAUAUACAGCGAGAGCCGUGUCCGCAUAGCACACAGACUGAGUAUAUACAGCGAGAGCCGUGUCCGCAUAGCACACAGACUGAGUAUAUACAGCGAGAGCCGUGUCCGCAUAGCACACAGACUGAGUAUAUACAGCGAGAGCCGUGUCCGCAUAGCACACAGACUGAGUAUAUACAGCGAGAGCCGUGUCCGCAUAGCACACAGACUGAGUAUAUACAGCGAGAGCCGUGUCCGCAUAGCACACAGACUGAGUAUAUACAGCGAGAGCCGUGUCCGCAUAGCACACAGACUGAGUAUAUACAGCGAGAGCCGUGUCCGCAUAGCACACAGACUGAGUAUAUACAGCGAGAGCCGUGUCCGCAUAGCACACAGACUGAGUAUAUACAGCGAGAGCCGUGUCCGCAUAGCACACAGACUGAGUAUAUACAGCGAGAGCCGUGUCCGCAUAGCACACAGACUGAGUAUAUACAGCGAGAGCCGUGUCCGCAUAGCACACAGACUGAGUAUAUACUGGGAGAGCCGUGUCCGCAUAGCACACAGACUCAGAGUAUAUACAGGGAGAGCCGUGUCCGUAUAGCACACAGACUGAGUAUAUACAGGGAGAGCCGUGUCCGCAUAGCACACAGACUGAGUAUAUACAGCGAGAGCCGUGUCCGCAUAGCACACAGACUGAGUAUAUACAGGGAGAGCCGUGUCCGCAUAGCACACAGACUGAGUAUAUACAGGGAGAGCCGUGUCCGCAUAGCACACAGACUGAGUAUAUACAGCGAGAGCCGUGUCCGCAUAGCACACAGACUGAGUAUAUACAGCGAGAGCCGUGUCCGCAUAGCACACAGACUGAGUAUAUACAGCGAGAGCCGUGUCCGCAUAGCACACAGACUGAGUAUAUACAGGGAGAGCCGUGUCCGCAUAGCACACAGACUGAGUAUAUACAGGGAGAGCCGUGUCCGCAUAGCACACAGACUGAGUAUAUACAGGGAGAGCCGUGUCCGCAUAGCACACAGACUGAGUAUAUACAGCGAGAGCCGUGUCCGCAUAGCACACAGACUCAGUAUAUACAGCGAGAGCCGUGUCCGCAUAGCACACAGACUGAGUAUAUACAGCGAGAGCCGUGUCCGCAUAGCACACAGACUGAGUAUAUACAGCGAGAGCCGUGUCCGCAUAGCACACAGACUGAGUAUAUACAGCGAGAGCCGUGUCCGCAUAGCACACAGACUGAGUAUAUACAGCGAGAGCCGUGUCCGCAUAGCACACAGACUGAGUAUAUACAGCGAGAGCCGUGUCCGCAUAGCACACAGACUGAGUAUAUACAGCGAGAGCCGUGUCCGCAUAGCACACAGACUGAGUAUAUACAGCGAGAGCCGUGUCCGCAUAGCACACAGACUGAGUAUAUACAGGAGAGCCGUGUCCGCAUAGCACACAGACUGAGUAUAUACAGGGAGAGCCGUGUCCGCAUAGCACACAGACUGAGUAUAUACAGGGAGAGCCGUGUCCGCAUAGCACACAGACUGAGUAUAUACAGCGAGAGCCGUGUCCGCAUAGCACACAGACUGAGUAUAUACAGCGAGAGCCGUGUCCGCAUAGCACACAGACUGAGUAUAUACAGCGAGAGCCGUGUCCGUAUAGCACACAGACUGAGUAUAUACAGCGAGAGCGAUAUCCGCGCAUAGCACACAGACUGAGUAUAUACAGGAGAGCGUGUCCGCGCAUAGCACACAGACUCCGUAUAUACAGCGAUAACCCGUGUCGCAUAGCACACAGACUCAGAGUAUACAGGAAACACGUGUCCGCGCCUUUUACAGACUCAGAGUAUAUGCAGCGAGCGUGUCCGCGCCUUUACAGACUGAAAGGUAUAUACAGCGAGAGCCGUGUCCGCAUAGCACACAGACUGAGUAUAUACUGGGAGAGCCGUGUCCGCAUAGCACACAGACUGAGUAUAUACAGGGAGAGCCGUGUCCGCAUAGCACACAGACUGAGUAUAUACAGGGAGAGCCGUGUCCGUAUAGCACACAGACUGAGUAUAUACAGGGAGAGCCGUGUCCGUAUAGCACACAGACUGAGUAUAUACAGGGAGAGCCGUGUCCGUAUAGCACACAGACUGAGUAUAUACAGGGAGAGCCGUGUCCGCAUAGCACACAGACUGAGUAUAUACAGCGAGAGCCGUGUCCGCAUAGCACACAGACUCAGAGUAUAUACAGCGAGAGCCGUGUCCGCAUAGCACACAGACUCAGUAUAUACAGGGAGAGCCGUGUCCGCAUAGCACACAGACUCAGUAUGUACAGGGAGAGCCGUGUCCGCAUAGCACACAGACUCAGUAUGUACAGGGAGAGCCGUGUCCGCAUAGCACACAGACUCAGUAUAUACAGGGAGAGCCGUGUCCGCAUAGCACACAGACUCAGUAUAUACAGGGAGAGCCGUGUCCGCAUAGCACACAGACUCAAUAUAUACAGGGAGAGCCGUGUCCGCAUAGCACACAGACUCAGAGUAUAUACAGGGAGAGCCGUGUCUGCAUAGCACACAGACUCCGUAUAUACAGGGAGAGCCGUGUCCGCAUAGCACACAGACUCAGUAUAUACAGCGAGAGCCGUGUCCGUAUAGCGCACAGGAACCCGGCCAUAGGGAAAGGGACGGCCAUGUGUGCAGCGCGGCCACUACUGCACCAGCAUGACAGCAUGGCGAUAAUAAUGUGCUGCUAAUAUGAGCAGAAAUGUCAGUGUGUGUAACUGGAGGGAUAGAGUGCAAUGGCAUGUGAAUGCAGGAGAUUAUACUAGGAUAGGAUGUUGGUGUGUGUAUUUGUAGCACUGUUUUUAGUAGCAGCCAUGGUGUGUGAAUGAGGGAUAUUAUACCAGGGUAGAAUGCUAGUGUGUGUAAUUGUAGCAUUAUUAUUUUUUGUAUGUAUUGUUGCAUUUAACUUAAGGGUCGUAUUUGAACAGCCUUUCUUGGGUUUGUGUUAAUGUAGAGUGACUCUGUGUGAGCAAAUGUAGGGUUAAAUUUGAGUAUACUGUCUAGUUGUCUUUUUAGUUUGAAUCCUGUUGUCUAUUUUUAUAGAGGGUAUGUGUAGAUAUAGUGCUAGCGUAUGUAAAUACAAGAGUGUAAUUUAUUUUAUUUUAUUUUUUUUUAAUAUGCAUUAGUGAAUAUGUACAGCUGUACUCCUGUAAUAACAUAUGACAUUUCUUGAACUGACACUACAGUGUUGUCAGAGAGGUAGGGAGAAAAAUAAAAGUAGAACAAUUAAAGAAAAAUAAUCGCUACUAUGCCAGCAAUUCUUGGAACAUUUACCCCCAAAAUGUUGCAUACUAGUAGGAAAAGUCCACUUUUCUAAAAGACUUGGCACAUUGCUGGACAAACUCAGAAUGCCUGUUUACCCUUAGUUCUACUUGGCUUCUUUUAUUUGCUACUAUAGCAGCACCUAGUGGUGAAUUCACAAAUUUGUUUUCCAGGGAUAUACUACAAAACAUGUUCAUUAAAGGGAAACACAAGUGCCAGGAAAACACUCAUUUGUUAAGAUCCACCCCGUGGUGCAAAAGGGGUUAAUAACCCCUUCUGUCACUCAUUUGGGUCUAGCCGAUGUCCCUCUGCUUGGCUCAGCUCCACCCAUGCUACCCCCUGCUGGCGGAGAGCAAUGGCUGCAUUUACAUUAGGAUUUCCCCAUAUGAUAGCAUUAUUGAAUGCUUUCGUAUGGAAAUUCUGGUGAUCCAGUGUCGUUUAGGCGACCGGAAGCCCCUCUAGUGGCUGUCUGGUAGACAGCCACUAGAGGAGUAGUUAACCUUAGCAGGUAAUUAUUGCAGUUUAUAAAAUCUGCAAUAGUUACCACUCUAGGGUUAAGGGUGAUGGGAGUUUGCACCCAGACCACUUCAAUGAGCUGAAGUGGUCUGGGUGCCUACAAUGUCCCUUUAAGCAGGAUGUUAUGGAUGGAUGCAAUGUGGGUGUUAUGGUGCUACUGAUGGUGCAGUAUGAGUGCCAUGUAGCAUAUGGUGUCUCCUAUAACUUUAGAUAGCUCAAUGAAAUGUGCUACAUUUGUCAGGAUUCAUGUUAGUGUUACAUACAAUGUUCAAAUGUUGUCCUUUCAUUCCUACAUCCUAUCCUGUUGUGUAUUUACAGCCAAGAUUUGAAACGCAAUAAAUCCUCCCUGGACACAUUUCUAAUCUUAGUUGAGCUUGACAGAGAUCUCCUUUGAGACAUGUACAGCUGUCUAAUGGAAAUGUUAAAUUUGGCUAACAUAGUUUGUGAGAACAUUUUACUACCCAUGAGUAUUUUAAAAGAAAAGUGUAUAUUAUGUGUGAAAUGAUCGCUGUGAGUAGAAUUUAGACAAAAUUCAAGGACAUGUAGGUUGAUCUAACUAGGCUGGGUAAUGUAUUAUUUCCAUAUGAAUAGAACAUUUUAAACUGUGACCUUAUUGAUCUGUAUUUAUUUAUGCAGGAAGGAAAGACUCCCAAGGAUUGUCUUAAAGAGGGUUACUGCAAAGCUCUGCAAGUCACGUUUUUUGAGUGCAAAAGAUCAAUUGUAAGUUCUGUAGCAAUACAAAUUCAUUAAAGUGGAACCGUAACCAUUGAAUAUAACACUGAAAAUAUGUAUUUUUUUUAAAAGUCCAGUUUUUUUAAAACACUUCAGCUUGGUGAAAGUGUUAUCUGGCUGUGUCCUGUGUCUUAGUUUAUAAAAGUGUACUUUAACGACUCCACCUAGUUACAUCCAGAAAGGGUUCCCUACCUCAUUUGCUUUUAGUGCGAUCGGAAAGCCAGAAGUAAGGGCUUCUCAUAGAGAAGCAUUGCUGGAGCAGAGUAUUAAUGUUCUCUGUGUCUCAGUGCGUCUCUAAGAGGCAGUUUUACUUAGUGACAAGGGUGGGGUACUAAUCUCAACUGCAGAAAGAAAUGUAUUUGUUUCUAAUCUUGGAAUAUUUUAGAACUUUUAGGUCCCCCAUUUCCAAAUACUAAAACAAAAAAGUUAUAAAAAAAUUAUUUUUAAUUUUUUUUACUUACCUGGAAUUCCGCACCAGGCGCUUCACUUUCCACACAUUGUGCAGUCAAAUCAAAGGCUUCUCACAGUGAAGCAUUUAAUUGGACUAUUUCGCCGGGUAAGCAUGCAUGUGCACGCUCUGAGCUGGCAUGGGGAGAGGGAGUGGUAAGGGAAAGAAGGAAGUGGCCUUAAAAAAACAAACAAAAAAAAAAAAAAAACAAUUGAACAGAGGGAAUAGGAAGGGAGAGAGGAGACACAAGAAUUGCUGGUUCUCCCUACAGUGUGUCUGACGCCAGUUUGCAGUGCGCGCUGAUGACGGACAUACAAUGUGCACAGAAUUGACAUUUGGCAGUCUGGAACAGUCAUGUAUGCCUCGGUUGUAACUAGCCACCAGCACACAAGUGCAAAUAAUCCUGGAAGUGCAGUGUUUCAAGUUAAAACACUGCCCAUACAGAUAUCUUCCAUGACCAUUUCUAAAAGAAGAAGUGGUCCUGGAUGUUGGAGUAACUCUUUAAUGGUUUAGCAACCAGAAUACUGCCAUGUGCAAGUUUUGUUUUUUUUUUUUUUUUUACUAUUUAUAUCACAGAAAAAGUUGCAGUUUAUAACGAUAAUUGACAUGGAGCCACAUUAUAUCCAUUCAGUUCUAAGACAGAGGGAAAUAUAGAAGUUUGGAUUAAUAAAUUUAAAGUUAUUUUUCAGAUCUCCCGAAAAAAUAUUUUUAAAUAUAGAGUGCACGUCAACUUUAUAUUAAAAGGUUGGGAAGUGACAGUUCCCGUAGAAGAUCGUACAAUUUCUGCAUAAAGUGAUCUCUACAUGCAGGCAUUUUACAUCCACAGCAUGACAAAAUAAAUACCAAUACAAUAAAGUUACAUAACAUUCUUUUCUAUGCGAACUACCCAACAUCAUUUCAAAAUAGUCUUUUUCUUUAGCUGGACAACAGAGCAAGGUUCAGAGGGAGGAAGGGCUACUGAAAAGUCUGCCAAAUAAAGAAAAGGUGAACGCAUUCCAUAACUAUAUUGAAGAUCCUACUGGAAACAUGCAUAUUUAUAACAUGAUGUGCUGGUGUAAUAAAAAAUCUAAUGAAAUGUGCUCGACAUAACUAAACAAUAUAUUUUUAUACUUUGUAGUUUUGUGUUUGCCGCUCUUCUCUUUCACCUUGACUGCUGCACUCUGCGUCUAAGUGGUCUUACGUGUUUCCAGCUUGCACUAUUACAGUCUAUAAUUAAUGCGGCUGCGAGGCUCAUGUUCCGGUCUGCUCGCACCUCCCACUCCCUCAAGCAUUUAAGCUCAUUUGAGCAGGGCACUCAACCCCCUCUGUUCCCGUGCAGCCAACUUGUCUGGUUACA
Messenger RNA from Pelobates cultripes (western spadefoot toad), 7544 nucleotides. Lineage: Eukaryota; Metazoa; Chordata; Amphibia; Anura; Pelobatidae. The record is from the annotation of a GenBank genome assembly.